Xiphophorus hellerii (green swordtail) is the source of this 1778-nucleotide messenger RNA. RefSeq names its product chemokine XC receptor 1-like. Lineage: Eukaryota; Metazoa; Chordata; Actinopteri; Cyprinodontiformes; Poeciliidae. Gene Ontology annotation, molecular function: C-C chemokine receptor activity; C-C chemokine binding. The record is from RefSeq and is a predicted model, not a curated record. Gene Ontology annotation, biological process: positive regulation of cytosolic calcium ion concentration; G protein-coupled receptor signaling pathway; cell chemotaxis. Gene Ontology annotation, cellular component: membrane; external side of plasma membrane.
UUGCAGCACCUUUGGAUUCAUUUUCAGCCACAGUGAUGUUGCGUUGACUGUUUAAGCUGCCACGUCGGAUAGUCGGACUGAAGAUGGCAGCACCUGUCUGAGAUGAGAAUUGGCAGUGUCUGUCUGUGAUAAUCAGCAAUGGACAACAGCACAGAUAUAGAUGAGGACGUCUUACAUUUCCUCAUCCAAAAUAUGACUUGUAAGGCUUUUGACUUUUCAACCAUUACUGGAGCCGUGUUCAUCACAAUCUUCAUCAUCAGCGUCAUCAGCAAUGUCCUCCUCUUAUGUAUUCUGUUUACUUUUGAAAAACAUAAUCUUUUCACAUAUAUCUUCAUCAUAAACCUCGCUUGUUCUGAUUUGAUCUUUGCUGCCUCAGUCCCCUUCUUUGCUGUCUACCACAUUCAUCACUGGAUCUUUGGGGACUUUAUGUGCAAAUUCAUCAUUUGGGUGCACUUCUCUGGUCUCUACAGCAGCAUCUUUGUACUAACAGCAAUGACUGUGGAUCGUUUUUGUACUGUGGUGUUGAAUAACUGGCCAAACAACAAUCAGAGGAAGAAACGGUAUACCAUCGGCGCCUGUGUGGUUGCCUGGCUGAGCAGUAUUGGUCCAUCUUUGUAUGAUGCUUCCAAUAUGGAGGUGUCUGAUGAUUACUACUGUGAAGCUGCUUUUUCUGAUGAACUUGGAUAUUAUUUCCAAAUUGCUUUGCUGAUUUUGAUCCCAAUUGCCAUUAUUAUUUUCUGCAAUUGUGCCAUUAUAUAUACUAUUUUACGAGCCGCACACAGGACAAGGCACAAAGCUCUAAGUAUAGUUUUUUGUAUCGUUGUAGCUUACAUCAUCUGCUGGGGACCCUACAAUAUUGUACUUCUCAUUCAGUCCAAAACCUGUGAAGAACUGCAGCGGAUGAAUAUUGUCUACAAUAUCUGUCGAAUGCUUGCCUAUUCCCACUGUUGGAUAAACCCUCUUCUGUGUAUGCUCACACAAAAGAUACGAAAUCACCUGCUUUAUAUUUUGCGCUACAAAGUUGCUAGGACUGAAAGAGAGAGAGCCAGUGGCCAGGCUUAUAUUCAGAAUGCCAGUGAAUCUCACAGUUCAGGUCUUUAAGCAACAUUGCUGAAAUUCAAGAGUAUUUGUUAUAGUACAUGCAUACAGAAUCUAGUAUAGUUUGGAUAUUGUUCCAAAUAGAUUGGCAUGAGAUGACUUACCACACUGAAAUAGUUGGAAGUAUUUGAAAAAAUAAAAUAAAAAAGGGUUUUGGCACCAAAACUGUUUUGUCAUACGGGUGCUGGGAACCAAUGUAUCAGAAAAUUCAGUUUAGCAAAAUAUCUGUUUUAGUGUGAAGAUGAUCUUAGCCAGCUUUUGUAUGUUCAACCUGUUAUUUUUCUAUUUUUCUUUUUAUUUCUUUUUCUUAUUUUGUUUUACAAAUGAUGAGGAAUACAUGUACUGUAAAUGUGAAUGAUGAAACAGGACAAAAAGCACUGUUAGCAACAAGACUUGCUGAUUAGGCAAUACCAAGAACAGCUCUAUAAAGAAAGAAAGAUAAAUUAGUCAUUUAUUUGAAAGGUUUUAUAUUUUUUAAAUGUAUAAAUUGGUUUUAUUCUUUGUUUUUGAUGGAUUUUUGGUAAUUUGAAACAACUGCUAAAUGAACUAUGUACUAUGUAUUAUGCUGAGUUGCUAUUUCUGCUUCGGUGUAGUUUUGUUUAUUUUGUACCUGUUACAGUUUUUGGAGUUCUUUUGUGUGUGUUUUGCUUGAGCAAAUAAAACAUUUCAGAUUGAAAAAA